CUGCAGGCGGCGGACGUGCUGCGUCGGAUGCGCGAAGGCGGCGUCACGCCCGACGCAAUCUCGUACGCGGCCAUCGUGCAGGCGCACGUGAACGGCGGCUCUGUGGACGGUGCGCGCGCGGCGCUCGACGAGGCGGUCGAGUCGGGCACGCGCCUCGACGCGGCGGUCUUCAACGCGCUGCUCGGCGGGUACGCGUCCGAGCUGCGCUGGUCCGAUGCCUCCGAGCUCGUCCGCGCGAUGGCGGCGCGAGGCGUCCCGCCCGACGGCGUGCAAGCCUUCUCGAUGGUCCUCUCCGCCUAUGCGCACGGCGGGCGCAUCGACGAGGCGAUCGCGCUGCUGCGGCGGAUGCAGACCGAGGGGCUGGCGCCCAACGGGUACACCUUCUCGGCGAUGAUGGAGGCGUGCGUCAACGGCGGGCAGCCCGAGACCGCUCGAGCCGUCUUUGACCAGAUGGAGGAGCAGGGCAUAGCGCCGGACGCGGCGUCGUACACGCUCCUCGUGCGCGCGCACACCUCGCCGCAGACGGCGAGGGCGGACCACCUCGCAGAGUUCGACAUUCGAGCGGCGCGCGAGGUGCUGGUGCGGAUGAUCGCGUCGGGCGUGCCGCCGAAUGUCGCGACGUACAACGCGCUGCUCGCG
Emiliania huxleyi CCMP1516 is the source of this 639-nucleotide messenger RNA. RefSeq lists its product as hypothetical. Gene Ontology annotation, molecular function: protein binding. The transcript has 2 exons. NCBI's taxonomy places the organism in Eukaryota, Haptophyta, Isochrysidales, Noelaerhabdaceae. The record is from RefSeq and is a predicted model, not a curated record. The annotation marks the transcript as partial.